AUGGCCUCCAACGCAGACAACCUGGACAUCGCCGCCGUCUUCAGCGAAAUCGUCGAGACCGCCAGCCACUACUUACUCGAAACCAUCGGCGACGUGCAAGACUGGCUCGCGACGCCCAAGAUCAAACGAUGGCUACGCAUCAUCGUCAUUGUGGCCGCAUACCUCAUGUUGCGGCCGUACAUCGAGCUGUUUUUCAAAAAGGUGUUUGAGAAGCAAAUGGACAAGGAAGACGCCGAGCGCAAGAAGAAGCGAGAAGAGGAAGAAGGGUUUCUGGCUCCCGGCACGGAGCGCGCGAAGAAGAAUGCGAAUAGUUUGAGGCUCGGUGGAGGAGAGGCAGAGGAUGACAAAGAGAACGAGGGCAGUGAUGAGGAAGACGAGGCUGAAAAGAUCAAAGCAAGUGGUGUUAUGGACUGGGGUCGAGGAGCGCGCAAGAGGCAGAAGGCUGCCGCCAAACAGGAAGCGUUACGCAAGGCUGAGCAGAUGGAUGAAGAGGAAUUGCUGCAGCUGCUGGAUUGGAGUGAGUCUGAAGGCGAAGGAGAGAAAAAGAAGGCCGCUGCUUAG
Messenger RNA from Talaromyces rugulosus, 561 nucleotides. RefSeq lists its product as uncharacterized. Bases 1 to 561 code for a protein of 186 amino acids. The transcript has a single exon. Gene Ontology annotation, biological process: protein transport. The record is from RefSeq and is a predicted model, not a curated record. NCBI's taxonomy places the organism in Eukaryota, Fungi, Ascomycota, Eurotiomycetes, Eurotiales, Trichocomaceae.